Molecule: messenger RNA, 1134 nt
Organism: Kwoniella shivajii
Lineage: Eukaryota; Fungi; Basidiomycota; Tremellomycetes; Tremellales; Cryptococcaceae
Exons: 8
Coding region: 1-1134 (377 amino acids)
Source: RefSeq, a predicted model, not a curated record
AUGCUACCAUCAGCUUUCACCCUCAUCGCCGCUUUCCUCCCUCUCCUCGCUCUGACAUCAGCGUCCUCUCACGCACCUCAUCCUCCCCAUGUCCGACAUCGUCGUAUUGGCAAUGUUGUUCGACAUAUCAGAGAUGGAGAAACCGUUCCUCGAGCUGCCGCUGCUCCUAGGGACAAUGCAGGUCACGCCGAAGCCAAGAGGAUCAUCAAAAAGAGUGUGAAGAAGCGAGGUCAAAAAUGUCGACCCCGUCAAGCAGCUUCUUCCUCUCUUGCACCUGCUUCUUCCUCGGCAUCUGCGUCUGCGUCUGCGGUUACCGCUACCUCUACGACUGCCGCUUCUCAACCAGACAACAAUCAGGCUUGGGGUCAUCUUCCUUCCUCCCAAGGUGGUGAUGACUGGACAGCGACCUCUGCAAACUCUGUCACCACAACAUCUACUUCUUCCUGGGCUGCCGCUAGCACCUCUGCUUCCAACUCUGGUGGUUCAGGGGGUGGUUCAACAUCCAAUUACGGAAUCCUGUCUAUGACUGAUGGCACUUGUGGUUAUUCCAACGCUGAUGGAAGCGCUCCCAACGGUGCCGAAGGAUGGCUCAAUUGCGGUGUUGAUGGUGGUGGCUGGACCCCUCCUAUGGUCACCGCCGAGCAACUUAUCGCCGCUGAGCUUUCUGCGGAUGGCAUCUUUGCUCCUUGCGGACCUUAUAUUGACAAAUUUAACCAGUAUGCUGCUCAAUAUGGGAUCAAGGGUAUUAUGCUUGCCUCUUUCGCUAUGCAAGAAUCCACUUGCAAUCCCGCGGCCACUGGUGGCAACGGUGAAGCAGGAUUGAUGCAAUUAGCUUCGGUGAAUUGCGGUGGUGCACCUGGUGGAAACUGUUACGAUAUCGACUUCAACAUCCAACGUGCUGCUGAACUUUUCACCAAUCUCAUUGAUGCCAAUGGCGGUAAUGUUUUGCUGGCCAUCGGAUCUUAUAACGGUUGGUCGAAAGGACUAACUGUUGGCGCUGCUACUGCUGCUGCCGGUGAAGGCCGAUGUGCUGCACAGAACAACCUUGACUACAUCCAUCAAUACUGUAACGGAUGGAUGCAGGGCAAGAGCGGUUAUGAGCUCGGUACAUACUUCAACCUCAAACAUUGUUGA